CACCGCCCACCGCCGGUGCGCCCACGGCCCACGACAGUCUGCGGUCGCUCGGCGCCCCGCUCCGCUCGCACACCGUCCUUUUACAGCAAUUUCCUGAAGAAAGCCACAUCGAACAGAAUAUGCCUCACAAUUUCAAAGCAGGAGAUUUGAUUUUUGCUAAAAUGAAGGGAUAUCCUCGCUGGCCGGCCCGGAUUGAUGAUGUUGCUGAGGGAGCAGUGAAACCACCAUCAAAUAAAUACCCAAUUUUCUUCUAUGGUACUCACAAAACGGCAUUUUUAGGGCCAAAAGAUAUUUUCUUUUUGAAAAAUACAGACAAAUAUGGAAAACCAAACAAGAGGAAAGGAUUUAAUGAAGGAUUAUGGGAAAUACAAAACAACCAUAACGUCAGCUUUAGUGCGCCAUUGCCAUCAAGCUCAUCUGACAGUGAAGUUCCAGAAAAUGAAGUGGUCCCUGGAAGUGGUGCAGAAGUGGACAAACAAGUGAGUGAUGAAGAAUCUGACAAGGACAGCAUUGAACAAAGUAGUAUCAAGCAGAAGCCGCAACUUCCAAAGCAACCGGCUCCAAAGCGUGCUCGUAAAUCGAGUGAUGAGGACGAGGUGGUGGAAGAUGAAAGUGGCUCCAAUUCGCUUGAGGAGAAUUCUGAAGCAAGUUCGUCAGAGUCUGAGAAAAACAGUGACCAAGAAUUCACACCAGAAAAGAAAGUAAUUUCCAAAACACCUCGAAGAGGACCUGCAACUGGGAGGAAGAAAAAUAAUGUUUCCAACUUGGAUGUAGCAGAGGGAUCUAGGAGUACAGGAGUACACUCCCUCUUCCAUGGUUUAAAAAUGCCUCUGUAUGCGGUUCUCCCAGGCACUGAGACUGGAAAUGCACAGACUGCACCAAACUGCUGCAGACAUUGGAUAUAUUUGAAAAGAGGAUAG
Molecule: messenger RNA, 920 nt
Organism: Amblyraja radiata (thorny skate)
Lineage: Eukaryota; Metazoa; Chordata; Chondrichthyes; Rajiformes; Rajidae
Product: hepatoma-derived growth factor-related protein 2-like
Molecular function (GO): histone H3K9me2/3 reader activity; histone H3K27me3 reader activity
Source: RefSeq, a predicted model, not a curated record